AGGUUUUAAUUACAGGGAAAGGAUUUGAAGUGAGGCAACAGUUUUAUUAUAAGCCUCCCACUCAAACCCUAUCAAAACACCCUUUCGCCCCACCCCUUUCAAUCUAGGGUUUUAUCUAAGGUUUUAGCUUGCUCUUCCCCUUUCAAUUUCUGGAAAAUCAUCCACGAGUGCUAACGUUAACAUGUCCGAUCUCGGCGGUGUUAUUAACGAGUUAGCUCGAGCUGAUCUCCUGAACGAUCUCAAGAAUAAACUUCAGAAUCUUUCUCGACACCACACCGAGAUGCUGGAAAGACUAUCUCCGGAUGUCAAGAAGCGUGUGGAAGUUCUCAGAGAGAUCCAGGGCCAGCAUGAUGAGUUAGAGGCUAAGUUUUUUGAGGAGAGAGCAGCACUUGAAGCUAAAUACCAGAAACUAUAUCAGCCCUUAUAUGCCAAGCGAUAUGAUAUUGUGAAUGGUGUUGGUGAAGCCAAUGGAACUACUGAUGAAGCUGCCAUGGACCAAGGAGAGGAUAAAGCUGCCGAAGAGAAAGGAGUACCUGAUUUUUGGCUUAAUGCAAUGAAAAAUAAUGAAGUGCUCUCUGAAGAGAUCACCGAGCGUGAUGAAGGGCCUCUCAAAUACCUCAGGGAUAUUAAGUGGUAUAGGAUAGAGGAACCCAAAGGAUUCAAGCUUGAGUUUUACUUUGAUACUAAUCCGUAUUUCAAAAAUACCGUGUUGACAAAGACAUAUCACAUGAUUGAUGAAGAUGAACCUAUACUAGAGAAAGCUAUUGGGACGGAGAUUGAAUGGUAUCCAGGAAAAUGCUUAACACAAAAGCUCCUUAAAAAGAAGCCUAAGAAGGGUUCAAAGAAUGCCAAGCAAAUCACUAAAACUGAAGAUUGUGAAAGUUUCUUCAACUUCUUCAAUCCUCCCCAAGUUCCUGAUGAUGAUGAAGACAUCGAUGAAGAUGCUGCUGAGGAGCUACAAAAUCAAAUGGAACAGGAUUAUGACAUUGGGUCAACAAUUCGAGACAAGAUUAUUCCACAUGCUGUGUCAUGGUUUACGGGAGAGGCUAUUCAGGGAGAUGAGCUUGAGUUGGAUGAUGAGGAUGAAGAUGAAAUUGAUGAAGAUGAUGACGAUGAAGAUGAGGAGGAUGACGAUGAUGACGAUGAUGAUGAAGAAGAAGAAGAAGAAACUAAGACUAAAAAGAAGAGGAAUGGAAGAGCACAAGGAGAUGGGCAGCAAGGUGAGAGGCCUCCAGAAUGCAAGCAGCAGUAGAUUGUAAUGGCUGCACACUAUAUAGAGAUGUUUGAUUGGAAGGCAAGGUGGGGGGAGUGUGGGGUUUGCAGUUUUGGUGGGUUAUAUUUAUUUUUACAAUUUUUUUACGUCAUUCCAUGCAUGAUUGGUUUGGAGAAAAUCCUUUUUCCCUUUUUUAUUGGGUCUGGUCUGUGGGUUUGAUAGGAACCCUGGUCUGUUAGUUGAAAUGUGUUAAAGAAUUUUAUUUUACGUGAAUUUUUCCCUUAAAA
This is a messenger RNA of Gossypium raimondii (Peruvian cotton), 1500 nucleotides long. RefSeq names its product nucleosome assembly protein 1;3. NCBI's taxonomy places the organism in Eukaryota, Viridiplantae, Streptophyta, Magnoliopsida, Malvales, Malvaceae. The transcript has 11 exons. Bases 182 to 1252 code for a protein of 356 amino acids. Gene Ontology annotation, biological process: somatic cell DNA recombination; nucleosome assembly. Gene Ontology annotation, molecular function: chromatin binding; histone binding. Gene Ontology annotation, cellular component: chromatin; nucleus. The record is from RefSeq and is a predicted model, not a curated record.